GCAGUUCACAGUUUCGCCGUUUUGUUGUAUUGUUUGCGAGAAAUGUAUUUCAAGGCAGGCAGGCAUACCACAGCGGACAACCCAACAGAAAGUGGUUUUACGAUUUUCGAUCACCGUGUAUAUGCACUUUCUUCUCGCACAGAUUGGCUGUGUUUAGAUUGAUAGUGUGGGGGUGGGUAGUAGAGCCAAUCAUCCAUUGAAAGGAUGAGAUCGUGGUCAGUUCCAUUCUGAGUCUGCAGCCAGGAUGAUUGAAUAUACAGAGCGAUAUUUCCGAGGAUUAGAUUUGUGGUCGCUGGGGGUAGAUGAAGCCUUUGUCAAUGCUACCGUCGGUGGUUUGCGGGGCUACUACCUGUACUCACUAUCGGACGAAUGUGAUAAGUGCCCCUAUACGAAGAUUCGUGAAAUCAAACCAAAGAACGACGAUGAUAACGUGUUCAAAGUGGAUGUGUCGCGGAAGCUGGGCUUCAAAAUUUUCGAUCGAGAUGUCGGAAAAUACGCUUUUGAUAAUGAGUCUUUUGUGUGCCAAUUUGAUGCAAAUUUGGGUGAGUUUGGUGUCUACGAUUUGACGGUGGAUGAUACUAUUGCACGUCAUUGCUCAUUGGAAACGGCCAAAACGCCGGUCAACAUUUAUUUGCCCUUCCUCACGAUAGCCCUCCUGGCCCUAGCGUUAAUCACAAUUUUGAAAUGUGGAUUAAAAUUCUACCGCCGGGCAAGUCCCCCGGAGGUUCCCCUCACGGCGGCCAGUCCCACCAACAGUAGCGCCAGCGGCCAACCUAAUGAGUCGCGGAAACCAAGGCUCCAGAGCUUAGACACGUUCCGCGGAAUUGCCAUUAUGCUAAUGAUUUUCGUCAACAGCGGCGGUGGACAUUACUGGUGGAUCGAACACGCCACAUGGAACGGACUGCACGUGGCUGAUCUUGUGUUCCCGUGGUUUUUGUUCAUCAUGGGUGUGUGUAUUCCGAUUUCUUUGCGUUCUCAAAUGUCACGAAAUGUCCCACGGAAAUCGAUUCUCGCGAAUGUGGCUGUGAGAUCAUUCAAGCUGUUCUGUAUCGGAUUGUGCCUGAAUUCAAUCAGCGGUCCUCAAAUGGCCAAUUUACGUUUGUUCGGAGUGCUACAGAGAUUUGGUGUGGCGUAUUUCGUGGUUUCUGCGAUUCAUCUAUAUUGCUACAGUGAGGGUGCACAGUUUCAGAGCAGGUUUGCCAAACCGAAUGUGGACAUUCUGCGUUUGUGGAAGCAUUGGAUUGUCAUGGGUGGAAUCGUCUUCAUCUAUUUGCUGGUCAUAUUCCUCGCCCCUGUACCAGGAUGCCCAAGUGGCUACUUCGGACCUGGAGGAAAGCAUCUGAUGGUGAUGCAUCCCAACUGUACCGGAGGGAUUGCCGGUUACCUGGAUCGCAUUAUUCUGGGCGUCUCUCACCUUUACCAACAUCCGACGGCUCGAUACGUCUACGAUACGCAGGCUUUUGAUCCGGAAGGAGCGUUCGGAUGCCUGCCUACGCUACUGCAAGUGUUCCUGGGGCUGCAGUGUGGCGUGCUGAUACUUACCCAUACCGGGGUGUCAGCCCGGAUUCGAAGAAUGUCCGCCUGGGGAGUGGUACUGGGACUGAUCGGUGGCAUCCUGUGCGGAUUCAGUAAAAACGAAGGAUGGAUACCGAUCAACAAGAAUCUCUGGUCACUGUCCUAUGUGAUGGUAACGGCCUCGUUGGCGUUUUUCCUGCUGCUCAUCUGCUACGUGCUGAUUGAUGUUAAACGGUUUUGGAGUGGAAAUCCGUUUCUUUACGCGGGAAUGAAUGCAAUCAUCUUGUACGUGGGACACACCAUUUUCCAUCAUAUGCUUCCAUGGCAUUGGAGGAUCGGACUGAUGAAUACUCAUUUUAUGCUAAUGUGCGAAGCCUUGUGGAAUACAGUUCUUUGGAAUGGAAUUGCUUAUUACUUGUUCAAGAAGAAAAUAUUCUACAGCUUGUAAAGCGUUGAGAAUUUUAUUAAAGACUUUUUCGUUAUG
This is a messenger RNA of Aedes albopictus (Asian tiger mosquito), 1999 nucleotides long. It is a transcript of the gene Hgsnat, whose product is annotated as heparan-alpha-glucosaminide N-acetyltransferase. NCBI's taxonomy places the organism in Eukaryota, Metazoa, Arthropoda, Insecta, Diptera, Culicidae. The record is from RefSeq and is a predicted model, not a curated record. The transcript is spliced from 6 exons. Bases 245 to 1963 code for a protein of 572 amino acids.